ACAGCAAGCUUGGUGCUGGAAGAUGGGACGAAGAUGAAGGGCUAUUCUUUUGGGUAUCCAUCCUCCACAGCAGGGGAAGUCGUAUUCAACACUGGCCUUUGUGGAUACACCGAAGCCUUGACAGAUCCCAGCUACAAAGGACAGAUUCUUACACUGGCCAACCCCAUAGUUGGGAAUGGGGGAGUGCCUGACACAGCUGCUGUGGAUGAAAUGGGCCUUAAGAGGUUUCUGGAGUCCGAUGGGAUCAAGGUUUCAGGUUUGCUGGUGCUGGAUUACAGCAAUGAGUACAGCCACUGGCAGGCUGCUCGGAGCCUGGGAAACUGGCUGCAGGAAGAGCAGGUGCCUGCGCUGUAUGGGAUUGAUACCAGAAUGCUGUCCAAAUUAAUUCGUGACAAGGGCACGGUACUUGGGAAGAUUGAAUUUGAAGGUCAACCUAUGGAGUUUGCAGACCCAAAUAAGCAAAACUUAAUUGCAGAAGUUUCAACAAAGGAAAUCAAGGUUUAUGGCAGAGGGAAUCCAAUUAAAGUUGUAGCUGUCGACUGUGGGUUGAAGCACAAUGUUAUCCGUCUGCUGGUAAAGCGAGGUGCAGAAGUGCAUUUGGUUCCAUGGGAUCAUGAUUUCACCAGCAUGGAGUAUGAUGGACUCAUAAUUUCUGGAGGUCCAGGGGAUCCCAUGAAGGCCCAGGAGGUGAUUCAGAAUGUCAGAAAGGUCCUGGAGAGCGGUCGCCCAGAGCCCUUGUUUGGAAUUAGCAUGGGGAGUCUAAUCACUGGGAUAGCAGCUGGAGCUACUUCCUACAAGAUGCAGAUGGCCAACAGAGGGCAGAACCAGCCUGUCCUGAAUGCAGUGAAUGGGCAGGCUGUCAUCACUGCUCAGAACCAUGGUUAUGCCAUCGACAGCUCUACCCUCCCACCUGGCUGGAAACCUCUCUUUGUGAAUGCCAAUGAUCAAACAAAUGAGGGAAUUAUGCAUGAGACCAGACCAAUUUUCACAGCACAGUUCUACCCAGAUGCAAAUCCUGGACCAAGAGACACAGAGUUCCUGUUUGAUUCAUUUAUUUCACUGGUUAAGAGAGGGAAAGGCACUACUAUCUCCUCGGUCCUGCCCAAGGCUGGAGCUACAGCUUCCAGAGUGGAGGUCUCCAGAGUUCUCAUUCUAGGAUCCGGGGGUCUGUCGAUUGGUCAGGCAGGGGAAUUUGAUUACUCUGGAUCCCAGGCUGUGAAAGCCAUGAAGGAAGAAAACGUGAAAAUUGUUCUCAUGAAUCCCAAUAUUGCUUCAGUGCAGACCAAUGAGACUGGCUUAAAGCAGGCUGAUGCUGUCUACUUCCUCCCCAUCACUCCACAGUUUGUCACCGAGGUCAUCAAGGCGGAGCGUCCCGAUGGAUUAAUUCUGGGCAUGGGUGGCCAAACUGCUCUCAACUGUGGGGUGGAACUCUUCAAGCAAGGAGUCCUGCAGGAGUAUGGUGUGAAGGUCCUGGGUACCUCAGUUGAAUCCAUCAUGGCUACUGAGGAUAGAAAGCUGUUUUCCGAUAAACUGACUGAGUUAAACGAAAAGAUUGCUCCUAGCUUUGCAGUGGAAUCGAUUGAAGAUGCUCUGAAGGCAGCUGAAGAGAUUAGCUACCCAGUCAUGAUACGCUCUGCUUAUGCUCUUGGUGGUCUGGGCUCAGGCAUAUGUGCUGAUAAGGAAAGUUUGCUGGACCUUGGUACGAAGGCAUUUGCAAUGACUAACCAAAUUCUGGUGGAAAAGUCAGUUGUUGGCUGGAAGGAGAUAGAGUAUGAGGUUGUGAGAGAUGCUGCUGAUAACUGUAUUGCUGUCUGCAAUAUGGAAAACAUUGAUGCUAUGGGGGUUCACACAGGGGAUUCUGUUGUAGUGGCUCCAAGCCAGACGCUCACUAAUGAGGAAUUUCAGAUGCUGAGGGAUCGUGCCAUCAAAGUUGUCCGACAUCUGGGCAUCGUGGGAGAGUGCAAUAUCCAGUUUGCUCUGCAUCCAACUUCCCUGGAGUACUAUGUCAUUGAAGUUAACGCCAGACUCUCGAGAAGUUCUGCUUUGGCCUCCAAGGCAACAGGGUAUCCAUUAGCAUUCAUUGCUGCCAAAAUUGCCUUGGGGAUCCCCUUGCCAGAAAUCAAGAACGUGGUGACAGGAAAGACCUCUGCCUGCUUUGAGCCCAGCCUGGAUUACAUUGUCACCAAGAUACCCCGCUGGGAUCUGGACCGUUUUCAGCACACGUCCAACCGCAUUGGAAGCUCCAUGAAGAGUGUAGGAGAGGUCAUGGCUAUUGGAUGCACUUUUGAAGAGAGCUUCCAAAAGGCCCUGAGAAUGUGCCACCCCUCUGUAGAUGGCUUCACUUCACAGCUGCCCAUGAAUAAAGCGUGGCCAGCCAUCGUAGAUCUCCAGAAGGAACUCUCUGAGCCAUCCAGCACUCGGAUAUAUGCAAUCGCCAAGGCCUUGGAUAGUGAAGUCCCUGUGGAUGUCAUUCACAAACUCACAGCCAUUGACAAGUGGUUCCUGUAUAAGAUGCGUGGCAUUGUGAACAUGGAGAAGAUCCUGAAGGAAGGGAACAGGUAAGAAAAACC
Messenger RNA from Mesitornis unicolor (brown roatelo), 2570 nucleotides. It is a transcript of the gene CPS1, whose product is annotated as carbamoyl-phosphate synthase 1, mitochondrial. The record is from RefSeq and is a predicted model, not a curated record. The coding region runs from base 34 to 2562 and encodes 842 amino acids. Gene Ontology annotation, cellular component: cytoplasm. Gene Ontology annotation, molecular function: carbamoyl-phosphate synthase (glutamine-hydrolyzing) activity; metal ion binding; ATP binding. The transcript is spliced from 20 exons. Gene Ontology annotation, biological process: 'de novo' pyrimidine nucleobase biosynthetic process; L-glutamine metabolic process. Lineage: Eukaryota; Metazoa; Chordata; Aves; Mesitornithiformes; Mesitornithidae.